UAAUUUCCCUUGCCGACCGCAUGAGGCUGUGCACAAGCAGCAGCUACACUACGUGCUUGUCCUAUAUAUAGCUUUUCUGAACCAGAUCCCAAUUUAUUUUUGCAGUUUCAUCUCCUCUUACAGCCCUUGUGCUGUUAAACCUAAGCAGGGCUGCACCCUCGCCCUCUGCUCUUACAGGGUGGCAGAGCCAGCUGCUGGAUAUUCCUACAGAAGGAUUUAUUGGCAUUGCAGAAUAGGAGGGAAAUAAAACAAAAAAAGACAGCGACAUCUGGAUCAGACAUCUGGACAUUGGCUGCCCAUUCUUUUGGGUGAAGGCCCACCCAUGAGCCCAGACUUCCAGCACUACAGCUUCAGGAUGCCAAACAUUGGGUUCCAGAACCUGCCCCUUAAUAUCUACAUUGUGGUGUUUGGCACUGCAAUAUUUGUCUUCAUCCUCAGCCUGCUCUUCUGUUGCUACCUAAUUAGGUUAAGACACCAGGCUAGGAAAGAGCUAUACGUUUACAAACAGGUUAUAUUGAAAGAAAAGGUGAAAGAACUUAAUCUUUAUGAGAUUUGUGCUGUAUGCUUGGAGGAAUUUAAACCCAAAGAUGAACUGGGAAUUUGUCCAUGCAAACAUGCCUUUCAUAGAAAGUGCCUCAUUAAAUGGCUGGAGGUAAGGAAGGUCUGCCCUCUGUGUAAUAUGCCUGUUCUGCAGCUGGCUCAACUACAUGGAAGUCAAGAACAUGGACCUCCUCAAGGACCUCUUCCAGGAGCAGAGAACAUUGUAUAGCUCACAGCCAGUUCAGACUGGAUCACCCACGCAAAGAGCCACAGAUCUUAUGUCCACAGAUGACCACCUUAGGCACCUCCUGGAAUUCUCUGAUGCUUAUGGAACUCAGCAGGGCUCCUGGGCAUGGAUAUGUGGACUCUAAAGCAACCAAAGCACUUUUGUUGCCAACGCAAGCUGAAGAAAAGAGACAAUAUUCAAGGAAAGAUGGCAGGAGUGUUUGGCCUUGGAAGAGCACUUUAGAAGAAAUGAUUGAAACUGUUGCACCUGUUAUUAUUUUUGUUUUGACUGAUGCUUCACCAUGCCAGUUCGAAAACUGGUCAUGUCUUAAAUGGAGAAGAGGAUUCAUAUGUAUUAAGAAUAAUAUGAGACCAGUGGUAGACAUUACACUAUGCAAACAGUGCACAUCUCCUAAUGUUACAUUACUUGUUUAUCUGUACAACCACCCACUGGAAACUGGAAAUUCAGUGUGUUUGCCGCAACCUCAAAUUCUUUUUGUCAUCAUAAUUAUCCACCACCGAUUAAAAUGUAGGUGUACAAUGCAGGAACAAGUGUUAAGGGAUGCCAGCAUCCUCCUAUAAUACCUCUGAGCCUAGUAAAAUAAAAACUGGGGUCAUCUGCCAGUAAUAUAUUUUUUGCAUAAUCCUGCACUGAAUUAGUUAAUACAAUUAACCAUUAAUUAGACGAGCUUGCUCUCAGACGUCCCACUGAAGUACCUGAUGAAAAUAAAAAGGGAAAAUACAAGUAAUUAUAAAAGUACUAUGAAUACUCGGUACGGUGUUCCAAGAGCUGGGUGUGGUAUCUGAGCCAGAUUAAUGUCUAAUAUUGUGCCGUCCUUGUUCUGUAUUCAGUACGUACAUCUCAGGCUGCCAAAGACUUCCUAAGCAUUUGGCAGAUUUAUUUUGGAUGUUAAAAAUGCAUUAAGGCUUAGCACUGUUUAGUGAAUCUGGGUCACUGGACACUAUUAUCUUUAUAGGUACAGUCUUCCCUGGCAUUACAACGCAAUAACAAUCAUACUGUACAGUACUGAGAAGCAUAUGUCAGUUUAGGGAUUCCAGUUUGAUUACAGGAAAAGGUUAAAGGGCAGAGGUUCCAGUGAAAAGUGAAGAUAAAGCCUUGGUCGACUGUAUCUUUAAUUGUAAUAACCUAUAUUGUAUUUCAGAGCUCUGGUGACUUACUGAGUCCCUUUUGCCACCUGGUACCUAAAAGUAUUUAGCUACAGAGCACAAUUAUUUUAUAUGUUCAAUUUAAAUAAUAACAGAAAGCACUUAAGCAUUAUUCUUCUUUUGAACUUUUGAUAAAUUCUAUUUCUUGCUGACACCCCCCCCCCCCCCCCCAAUCUGCUCAAAACCGGAUUACCUGUAAGUGUAUCUGCUGUGCACACAAGGGUAGGUAUUCCUCAGGCAACCAUGAAGGAUAUUUAUACAGCAGAGAAGCAGAGAUUCAUUUACUUUUAUCCUAAAAAAAAUAGUGCAUAUCCCUUUUUAUAUUGUGAUUGUCUUGAGUCAUCAGCGAUAUAUUAGUUUGACUUUUGACACUGAUGCCUUUUUGUUAGCAAAAUUUGAAUUGAGUUGCAGUCUAGGGACAAACCCCUAAAAAGACUUCAGAUGUACCCUUAUAAUAUUUCCUUUGCUGAUCACACAAUUGCUGUGUGUAGUAUGUUGCAGUGAUCUGUGUUCUGCAGGAUGGUGAAUUGCAGAAAAAGCAAGCAAAAGUAAUACAAUAUGUUGCAAAAUUAUUUUACUAAACAUUAUAAAAUAUUUACAGGGAAUUCAAUUUUGUGUUAAAAAAUCCUUUAAAAUAUAACCAGUACAGUAUAUAUUAUUUGCUAUUAUACUGUUGCACCCAUUCACAUCUGAUAUGAUAACACAUUCUUAGUUAAAAAAUAAAUAAAAAUAAAAUGGGGCCAUAUUGUUAGGAAUAAAAAUACUCAGACAUACAAUAAAGGUGCAGACCAAUGGUAAAGGAUCAGUUUAUUUAAAUUUAACAAGAAUUUGACUUUUUUUUUGAGAAAGUGAGAUUUGGAGUAUUGAAUUUUAUGUUUACAUUUUUUUGUUGUUGUAAAUCGAUUUCCUUUAAGAGACAAUUAUAUAUAAAAUGUAUAAUACCCCAUGCCAAGUUUGAUGAAUUUUUAUCUCUUGAAAUUAGUGUUCUAUAGUGGAUGUACCAAUUUGAGAAUUGACUAUAUUGUCGAUAUAUUAUGGAUCAAGUUGUUCUUGACGAGUGUUUUUUAAAUGUGCCUGAUGUUAGUGUAGUUAAUAGUGGCAUCCUCAUGAAAGCACUACAGUCAGUAGGACAAAAUAAAUACUGCAAGAUGCUGUAGAUGUCACAGUUGCAAUGCCUCAGAUCAGAAUGUUGAAAUGUUAAGGUUAACCUCGUAUUUCAGCCAAUGAGUUACCUACUUUAUAGCUACUUAUUUAAUCUAAUAGUGCAGUAUUUUUUAUUCCAACAUUAAAAUAGUGACAUUUGUAUACCUGCGGUCAUUUUGUUGUGACUUUUUUCUCCCCCAUCUCAUAUUUCAGUAGUAGAACCAGUGGCAGAUCUAGAAUGUAAAAUUUGGGGAAGGGGGGCUAACAGGUGUUGAAAAAGUAGACACAGAACAAAUAUAUGGCGCCACUUGACCGAGCAUGCGCUGCCCUUCACAGUGUUACGGGGGUGCUGCACAUGCGUUUGGAGGUGCUGCACCCCCAUAGAAACGUCACUGAGUAGAUCUGUUCCUCCCUUUAACUGGGUUCAUUUGUGAAUUAGGUAUUGCAGGCCUCAAUAGCAGCCAGUGGGUUAAAUUUACUUUUAGAACUUGCUGAUGCACCUAGGCAUCUGCAUUGUUAAAGCAGCCUGUGUACUUUAAAAUGUAUUUAAAGUGAUAAAGCACAAUAACAUCCUCCAAAUAAUAUGUGAAUAGGCAGAAGGAUUAAUUCAUUUAUUCAUCUUCAGUAAUAAAUUAGUGCAUAAACACGGUAACAGUUUCUUGCUACACUGCAGCGCUCUGUGUUCCUAAGGGCUAUCAGAUCUAUACCUUUCAUGCUGCUACAGUAAUAGAUAAACUGUUUGAUAUAUGAGCUUAUAAUACAGAACUAUUAUUUUACAGUAAAUAUGACAUCCCCUACUGCAGUUCUAACAAACAGCCACAUAACAGAAUUACACAUUAAGUAUAUAGCACUGUGAGCUUAAAAAUAUGCUCGAGAGUGAUUUAAAGGGACAAAAAAAUGUACUAUAAAUGUAUUCAGUAAUGAAAAUAAAACAACCUUGUAAUAUA
This is a messenger RNA of Bombina bombina (fire-bellied toad), 4022 nucleotides long. RefSeq names its product ring finger protein 24 (gene RNF24). Lineage: Eukaryota; Metazoa; Chordata; Amphibia; Anura; Bombinatoridae. The transcript has 6 exons. Gene Ontology annotation, molecular function: zinc ion binding; ubiquitin protein ligase activity. Gene Ontology annotation, cellular component: endomembrane system. Bases 323 to 769 code for a protein of 148 amino acids. The record is from RefSeq and is a predicted model, not a curated record.